Messenger RNA from Odontomachus brunneus, 2041 nucleotides. RefSeq lists its product as uncharacterized. The record is from RefSeq and is a predicted model, not a curated record. NCBI's taxonomy places the organism in Eukaryota, Metazoa, Arthropoda, Insecta, Hymenoptera, Formicidae. The coding region runs from base 991 to 1305 and encodes 104 amino acids. The transcript has 5 exons.
CGUAACUUGGAUAUUUCCAGAGCAACAAAUUGAGACAAUUCACCAGUACCAAAUUCAACUGAGCAACAAAUUUUUUUCUCGCAGUUUACUCUUCAUCUUCUUUUAGCGGAACAUUAUUAAAAAAAAAUAGCGAAGCAAAAUAUUUGGGACUAGCGUAUUUUGUGAGCAACUAAUUAGCAACAAAUUCCUUUUUUUUUUUAAUAUUCGAUUUUUCAUUGUUUUGUUAUUAUUUACAUACUGUUUCGCUAACUAAUCUUCCUUUAGCGUAACAUCGUUUAAAAAAAACUAACAGAAUAACAAAAAUUUUUUUUUGCAACUUUUUAACAAAUGAGCAACAAAUAAAAACAUUAGUUAGAAUUGAUUCUGCUGACUUUGUUCCGUUAACUUAUAAGACGUUCCGACGACAAUAAUCUUGGUAUUCGUGUAAAAAGCGCUUGGGCAUUGGCCAACCUGUGGACUGCCUUUCCAGGCAAAAGCAGUACGAAAAGAGAGAACCGUUGCCUUUGGAGAUUCCGUUACCUAAAUUAUAUCAAGUGUGUCAAAGCUGCAAAGGACGACAAAGCGAAAUGCAAUGUUAAAACGAUUGAAACAAUUUUAUAUCUAUGUUCAAAUGAAUAUAUACUUUCCGACACGGCAUUAGGAUUAGAUGCGCUCAUUAAUUGCGCAGUCUUAGGAAACAACAUGAAGGUACGAUGGAAUGCUUGCCGAGCUUUAGAAUUAGUUUUGGGUCACAAUCUAGACUCGAUAUUGCUAUCUUCUUAGAAGGUACGUACAUACUUCAAAAUGUAUCAGCGAAGGAAUUCAUUUUGUUAAAAUACAAAGGUUUUGUAGGUUUAAGUAUUUCCAGUGCUCACUAAUUUCAUGUCACAGGCCUAACUAAUUCCUAUUUCAAAUUUUAUUUCAAAUUUCAAAUUUCCUAUUUCAAAUUUUAAAGUCUACACUAACACCGCAUAGGCAUUGUCCUCAUGUAAUCAUUACGGCGAAUAUACCAUGACAUUGUGGAGAAGUGAUAUUUCUGCCUUUGAAAAUGCUCAGCACGUUCCGAGCUAUGUAGAAUAUUCGCAUCAAGACACUCUGAUUCAAGAAGUGUGUCUUACUCUGUCGCGUUGCCCCUCGCAUAGAAGAAACCAAGUUGCAAAAUCUUUGGAUGGAAAUUUGCGAUCACAUGGAGAAAUUUCUAAUCUCAUGAAAAAAUACCAGGAGACUGUGCUGCCUGAAAAACUAGGGGAUUUAAUCAAAGUAAGAAUACAAUUGGAGCAACAUGCGAAGAAUGCCCAAGACGUCGAAAAUCGUCGAAUCGCUUAAUCCUUGGCAAAUAUACUUGAAAAAACUAAUCGCUAUGUUAGGCGAGAUAAGCGGAUAAAAUCCAAAAAAGAGGGGACAGCGUUGGCAAUGUUCAAAAGUUUCUAAGAUCCAUAAAUUCAUUUCUCAAGGUUAAUAUCAUUGUCGGACGGGAGAGUGUACAGAGGUGUAGAGUUGUGACAGGUUAUGUCACGAUGUUUAAACAUCACGGGAGUGAGUGACAAGUUAUGGAGACAGGGGUUAACACCAAAUUUUUUGAAUCGGCAGUCCUCGUGGAAGUAGAAGAAGAAGAAGAAAAUACCAAUUAGUACCAAAUGUCAAAAGCCGUAAAUUUCAGAUAAUUUGCAUCGAGUUCAUGAGCGUAAAAAUAAACAGUGCGACUGCUUUUACCAUAGGUCGUAUUAUAUAAAAAAAUAACGUCUGAAAUUUACGGCUUUUGACAUUUGCUACUAACUUUCUUCUUCUUCUUCCACAAAAUAGCACGAGGAACUGCCGAUUCACAAAAUUUGGUGUUAAUCUCUGUCUCCAUAACUUGUCACUCACUCCCGUAAUAUUUAGUUUUUGACAUAGUGACAUAUAACCUGUCACAACUCUAUACACUCUCCCGUCCGACAAUGAUAUUAACCUUGAGAAAUUAAUUUAUGGAUCCUAGGAAUUUUUGAACGUUGCCAACGCUGUCCCCUCUUUUUUUAUGAAUUUUGUCCGCUUACCUUACGGUGCGUUCAGAUUCCCUACCCGG